Messenger RNA from Lytechinus variegatus (green sea urchin), 828 nucleotides. RefSeq names its product juvenile hormone acid O-methyltransferase-like. Gene Ontology annotation, molecular function: S-adenosylmethionine-dependent methyltransferase activity. The record is from RefSeq and is a predicted model, not a curated record. Bases 1 to 828 code for a protein of 275 amino acids. NCBI's taxonomy places the organism in Eukaryota, Metazoa, Echinodermata, Echinoidea, Temnopleuroida, Toxopneustidae. The transcript is spliced from 4 exons.
AUGAAUACCGACACAGUAGAACUAGCUCGGGAAUAUGAUUUGAUAAGUUCCGUUUAUUUUCAGAAUCGAGUACGAGAUGAAGCUUUGAAAUGGAUCGAUUUCGAUGAAAACGACGACGUGCUCGAUGUUGGAUGUGGUCCCGGAAGGUUAUGUAAAAUGUUGUCUCCUCUCGUAAAGUCGGUUACUGGUUUAGACAUUUCGCCUGGCAUGAUAGAAUACGCAAAGAUGGAAAACUCGGAACCCAAUAUACGAUUCUUUCAAGAAGACGCGCAGACGUUUGGUCCUCUCCUUACGGACUGGUGGGAAAGGUUCAACAAAAUCCUGAGUAUGACAGCUCUUCAUUGGUGCUUCGACAAGGAGAAUGUACUGAGGAAUGUCUUCCAGUGCCUUAAACCUGGUGGUUUAUUCCUCCUUGACUUCGAGACGCACUGGCACAUACAUGGGGAAGGGAGUAGAUACGGUGAAACCUGCGAAGUAUGGCUUCAGAAGCAUCACAGAUGGGGAAAAUAUCUGGAGAACUGCGACAAUUCAGUUUUUCCGGUGGAAAGUACUGACUCCUUUCUCAACCUGAUGAGAUCAGUAGGAUUCUCUAUUAUAAAAUCAGAGGUAAAGGAAUCACCCUGGGUUCAAUGGAAAGAACAUGAAAUUAAAAGUCAAUUAAGGUGCUUCUUUUACCGGAUAAAGUACAUCCCUGUGGAACACCAAAAUGACUUCAUCGAUGACGUGUACAAAUGGUUGUGUGACGUCACCCCAAAGAGGUCUGGUAAUGUUUACCAAGGUGCAGCGGGGAGGAUUGAACACAUGACCAUAAUAGCUACCAAAGAAUGA